Mytilus californianus (California mussel) is the source of this 4038-nucleotide messenger RNA. RefSeq lists its product as uncharacterized. The record is from RefSeq and is a predicted model, not a curated record. Gene Ontology annotation, cellular component: ubiquitin ligase complex; cytoplasm. The transcript has a single exon. Lineage: Eukaryota; Metazoa; Mollusca; Bivalvia; Mytilida; Mytilidae. The annotation marks the transcript as partial. Gene Ontology annotation, biological process: protein polyubiquitination; positive regulation of proteasomal ubiquitin-dependent protein catabolic process; ubiquitin-dependent protein catabolic process. Gene Ontology annotation, molecular function: ubiquitin protein ligase activity; ubiquitin conjugating enzyme binding.
CCACCACACUGGCCUGUACCAUGUGAUAAUGCACCGGCCUACUGGAAAAAAUUAAAAUUGCUUGGUGACGACAUUACCAUAUCACCAUCAUUUGUAAAAGUCCGUGGGAAAUCAUGUCCGAAGUGUAAAAGGUUCGUUGAGAAACUGGGUGGCUGUUUUUUAAUGAGUUGUGCAUGCGGAGCCAGUUUCUGCUGGGGAUGUUUGGGCACGUAUCCAAACAACCACAUAUGGAGUGAAAAAUGCGAUCAGUAUAGUAAUGGAGACAUGAAAGGAACAACUACCCUAAGGGUUACCGAAAUGGAUGGUCAGUCUUCUAAUGUAUCAAAUAAAAAUAGGAGUGAAGAUUACAAACAAGCCGUUAACCAUCGAAAAGGUCGUCAUCCAAUAAAAAUAAGCAAACUGAGAACAGGCUCUCGUCAGAUUCAAUUUAAAUGUAAAAACAUAGCCAAAAGGAAAGGACCACUAUAUUUUCAAAUGUUCGAUGGCACAGAAGAUAAUGUUUCUAUUUGUUCAGAUGUGGAAGAAAAGAUUAAAGAAUUACUGAACAAUAUGGUAUCAGUUUACAUUGAGCUUCAUCACAUGGCAGAAUAUUGCUACGUUUUUAUUGAUAAACUUAUAAAAUCCGGUAUUAAAUGUUCACAGCUUCGAGGAAAUGCUGAUAUCCUUGGUCAUUUAGCCAAUAGGAUAUUUAGUAUUUUAACAGGAUCCGGUGACGUGAAGGACUGCCGAUCAUUUCUCUCUUCUUUAUUGCAGAUUCAACAAAAAACCGUAGAUAUCACGAAAAACAUUGUUUCGUUCACUAAAAAGUUUACAGCAUAAGCAUGCAUCUGCUACAAAAAGUAAUGAUAAAUUAUGUUUUUAUUUAAUUUUACUGAACAAACUUAGAUUACCACUUGAAAUGAGGGCAAGGUCGUUUGACAAUAUUAGAGAUAUCAGACGAAUAUAUACCAUCCUGUUUUGAAUUAUUCAUAAAUUUAUAUUGAUAAGAAUUUCUCCAGAUUGAUAUAUUCAUGAUUUUGCUGUAUAUGAAAUAUCCUCCGGAGUAUAGCUGCCGAUACUAGCUAGAGAAUAAAACAUCAUAAUUUCAAUUCGGUUAUAGCGAGCAUUCUUUAAUUUGUUACAUUUUGACAUUGCUCUCCUUUUAUUUGGAUGUUGUUGUCUCUCGUGCAGGUGUUAAUGAGAGUUCAGUGAUUUUCUAUAAUGAUUGUUAUGUUACGUUUUCUAUGUUUCUUUAAAUGUUCUACAAAUCGAUCUUAAAAAUGAGUGAAUGAAAAAUAUCGAAAAUAGGUGGACCUUAUAAAAAUUAAAUUUCCUUGGUAAUGAUUUAUGAUACGCAUAGCUUGAACGUGAAUUUUUGCUGAUUCUAGACAACAAAAACUUGUUGCGUUGCAAUUAUUUUUAUACGCCCGUUUACGGGACGUAUUAUGGUAUACCGUUGUCCGUCUGUCCGUCCUUCCGUCGUCAACAUGUCGGACAUCAACUCAAAAACGCUUUAUCCAAUUUGAAUGAAACUUUGGUGAAUUGUUUAUAUCUAUUGACGUGAGCUCCCUUUCGUUUUUUAUAAAUUUUAUAUUUUACGUUUCCGAGUUUUUAGGUUUUAUUCAUUACGAAAGGGGGAUUUUCCAGUUUUCGGACAAUAAUUUUCCUGAAACUUUGGUGAAUUGUUUAUAUCUAUUGACAUAAGCUCCUUUUCAAUUUUUAUAAAUUUCAGAUUUUACAUUUACUAGUUAUGGGGUUUUAUUCAUUAAAAAAAGGGGGAUUUUCCAGUUUUCGGUCAACAACUCAAAAAUGCUUUCAGCAGUUUUCAUGAAACGUUGGUAAAUUGUUUAUAUAUAUUGUUGUAAGCUCCCAUUUGAUUUUUAUGAAUUUUAGAUUUUACGUUUCCGAGUUAUGGGAUUUUAUUCAUAAAAAAGGGGUGAUUUGCAAUUUUUCGGACGAUAUGCUUAAAGUGCUUUGAGCAGUUUUCAUUAAACUUUGGUGACUGAUUUAUGUCUAUUAAGAUAACCUCCCAUUAGUUUUUUUUUAUAAAUUUCUGGUAUAACAUUGAGAAGUUAUUGAACGUUAUUCUUUGAAAACACGACUAUAACAUUGAGAAGUUAUUGAACUUUAUUCUUUGAAAACACGACGGGCGUAUCAUGCGCUCAUGGCGCACCUGUUUAUUUUUUAUCACAAACUCUUGCUUGCGAACGAUUAUGAUUUUUAUACGACCGCAAAAAAAUUUUGCGGUCGUAUAUUGGUAUGACGUUGGCGUCGUCGCAUCGUCGUCAUCAUCGUCGUCGUCGUCCGAAGACACAUUGGUUUUCGCACUCUAACUUUAGUUUAAGUGAAUGGAUCUCUAUGAAAUUUUACCAUAAGGUUCAAUACCACAAAAGGAAGGUUGGGAUUGAUUUUGGGGGUUAUGGUACCAACAGUUAAGGAAUAAGGGGCCAAAAAUAAGCAUUUUUUUAACUUCCAGACAUAACUUGUGUGUUAGUGUAUGAAUCUCUCUGACAUUGUACCACAAGGUUCCAUAUCACAAAGGGAAUGCUGGGAUUGAUUUUGGGGGUAAUUGCCUCAAAAUUUAAGGAAUGAGGGGCCAAAAAAGGGGCAAAAAACAAGCAUUUUUCUAGUUUCAUGACAAUAAAUUGUGUGUAAGUGUAUGGAUCUUUCUGAAAUGGUACUACAAGGUUCCAUAUCACAAAGGGAAAGCUGGAAUUGAGUUUGGGGGGUAAUUGCCCAAAACGUUUAGGAAUAAGGGGCCAAAAAGGGGCAAAAAUAAGCAUUUUUCUAGUUUCCAGACAAUAACUUGUGUUCAAGUGUAUGGAUCUCUCUGAAAUUAUACUGCAAGGUACCAUAAUACAAAGGGAAUGCUGGGAUUGAUUUUGGGGGUAACUGCUUCAAAAUUUUAGGAAUUAGGGGCCUAAAAGUGGCAAAAAACAAGCAUUUUUCUAGUUUCAGGACAAUAACUCGUGUGUAAGUGUAUGGAUCUUUAUGAAAUUGUACUACAAGGUUUCAUAUCACAAAGGGAAAGCUGGGUUUGAGUUUGGGGGUAAUUGCCCUAAACGUUUAGGAAUUUGGGGCCAAAAAGGGGCCAAAAAAGCAAGCAUUUUUCUAGUUUCCAGACAAUAACUUGUGUUCAAGUGUAUGGAUCUCUCUGAAAUUGUACUGCAAGGUACCAUACCACAAAGGGAAGGCUGGGAUUGAGUUUGGGGGUGAUGAAUCAUAAGGGGGUUGAAAAAAUUUGGGGGGAGGGAUUCUUUUUUCUUUUUUUUUUCUUUAAAAUUUUCCAUUUUAAAUUGGUUAUUUCUGAUUUAUAUUUAAAAGCAAAUAAUAAUGAUAUGGUUUGAAUAGGUAAAUUAAAAAUUUAUAAGUUCUUAGACCACAUUCAUUCUGUGUCAGAAACCUAUGCUGUGUCAAAUAUUUAAUCACAAUCCAAAUUCAGUGUGUAUCAAGCUUGAAUGUUGUGUCCAUACUUGCCCCAACUGUUCAGGGUUCGCCCUCUGCGGUCGUAUCAAGCUGCGCCCGGCGAAGCAUUUUAUUAAGGUUGUAUAGGAAUUUAAACGAAAAAAUGAUAGGCGUUGCAUGCAUAUAUUUUUAUAUCGGGUUAUGCUUAAAAUAUAUACUAGUAUUAGAAAGUCUUAGCUACCGAGCUUGUUUUAAUCCACAUUUCCUUCAUAAAAUAUUUUGUAGGAUUAUACAUGGAAUAAGCACACAUAGCUUUAUGGAAAUGUAAACAAAGUUAUACCCACAAGUAACAAUAAAUCGGCCAGACAAGAUAUUUUCAAAAUCAUUGUUCUUAUAAGAAGCACAUUCUCUAAGAUUUGCAGAUUUUUUUUAAGACACCAAUGACAUAACUACGAAACUAACUUGAUUUCCAAGUGAACUACAUGUAAAGAAAAUAUGCUCUUUUUCAUUCAUGUGCCAGAUCCGCGUAGCCUAAAUCGGCCAAUCGUAAAUUUGAUGCACUGGAAGGUCAAGAGAAAGAAUUGUUUCUAUCACGUUUUAGGUAGAAAUUGUGUCUAUGCUGUUGUUCAAAUAAAAAUGAUAAAUCAUGUACAA